Molecule: messenger RNA, 3061 nt
Organism: Lytechinus variegatus (green sea urchin)
Lineage: Eukaryota; Metazoa; Echinodermata; Echinoidea; Temnopleuroida; Toxopneustidae
Gene: clec16a
Product: protein CLEC16A-like
Exons: 23
Coding region: 111-2948 (945 amino acids)
Biological process (GO): endosomal transport; endosome to lysosome transport; regulation of autophagosome maturation
Cellular component (GO): late endosome; endolysosome membrane
Source: RefSeq, a predicted model, not a curated record
UGAAGAAAUGAAUGACGAUAAAUCCGACAAUAUUAGAAGCUAAAGCUUGUUUUACAUCGAUAGUUUUUAUCGAAUUCUUCAUUAAUAGAAUCGCGGCGUAGAAAUCCGAGAUGCUGUCAAAAUCUAAAGGGUGGUUUGGUCCUGUUAAACCAAAAAGUGUUCAUUCUUUGGAAAAUUUACGGCUGCUCCAUGGAGUACUGAUGCGGAAUGCCACGGUAACGGAGCAAAACAGAAGCCUCCUGGUGGAGACAUUGAGAUCCAUGUCAGAGAUCCUCAUCUGGGGAGAUCAGAAUGACAGCUCCGUCUUUGAUUUCUUCUUGGAGAAAAACAUGUUGUUGUUUUUCUUGAAGAUUUUACGACAGAAGACAGGAAGCUACAUCUGUGUUCAGCUUCUCCAGACUCUUAACAUCCUGUUUGAGAAUAUACGAAAUGAAACGUCCUUAUAUUAUCUUCUGUCCAAUAACCAUGUCAACUCAAUCAUCGUCCACAAGUUUGACUUCUCUGAUGAGGAAGUGCUAGCAUACUACAUCUCCUUCUUGAAGACUCUAUCCUUCAAGCUCAACAAACAUACCAUCCACUUCUUCUACAAUGAGCACACCAAUGAUUUUGCUCUGUACACUGAGGCCAUCAAGUUCUUCAACCAUCCAGAGAGUAUGGUUAGAAUCGCUGUACGCACCUUGACACUCAAUGUAUACAAAGUCAAUGACAAGGCGAUGCAGAUGUAUAUACGUAACAAGACGGCCGUCCCUUACUUCUCAAACUUGGUAUGGUUCAUCGGAAACCAUGUUCUUGAACUGGAAAGCUGCGUCAGAAAUGACAUCGAUCACCAAAGCAAGAAUCGUCUAUCCACCCUGGUCGCAGAACACCUUGACCAUCUUCACUAUCUCAAUGACAUCCUAAACAUCGGUAUCGACGGCCUCAACGACGUCCUCACCAACCAUCUCCUCAACAGACUUCUUGUGCCUCUCUACGUCUCCUCAAUGACAAAGACAAGGUCACAUGUCAAAGCUUCAAGUCCUCCAGCCAUUAGUUCUGUGGUAGCCCUAUUUCUACUCUCUCAGGUAUUCCUUAUAAUGAAGCAGCAGCCUCUAGUUUGUCAGCUAGUCAAUAUAAUCUUCAAUGGUACCUACAAGACGAUAGCAGAACAACCUACUGAUACCAGUGGUAUAUCAGGGACAUUCUGUGCAUUCGUGGAGCCAUCAGAGAGCCUGGAGCACUCCCUAGACAGCACCCGGGAGAAAUCCAGGAGAGAGAUGAAGGAGAGGAGGCGGAGACCCAACUAUCGCAACGUCGACUCCCCAACCGAAGACAUCGAUGAUGACGGGGGCACGGAGGUGGACCAAGGGCGGAUGGAGCGUCCUGUUACAGUACCAACCGCUGAGGAUGAUGAUGAGGAUGACGAUGAUGAUGAUGAGGGAAUGAUGAGAGGAGCUGUGGGUGGAGUAGGAGGUAGGAGAUGGAGGAGGAGAGAUGAGCAGGAGGAUGAAGGGGAGGAGGAGGAUAUGCCAGAAGCAGAGCGAGGAGGGAGGGCAUCCCCCUCACCAGACACCUCAAGCACCGGUGGAACAAGUGAGUCUGAUUCUACUAGUAACGCCAGCAGUGCAAUCCUAACAUCACCCCUAUCAGCCACCAGUCCUCUCAUAGAAUCUAAUAGCACAGAUGAAGAGAAGACUAUGGCUGCUACUCUACAAAGAGCAGAGCUCAAUCUUGCCACAAGACCAUAUUUUGGAUGUAUCUUGAAUUCUUUGGAUUGUAAUUCAGGUGAUUACAGAGCACUCUUUGCCUUGUGUCUUCUGUAUGCUAUUGGUUCUAAUGAAGGAAUCCAGGAUAAAUUGUUAGAUGGUGUGUUACUUACAAACAGGGUCGAGAAUAAAGCUUUGUACAACUCGGUGCUGGUAGAGCGAUUGAUUGCGUUGAUGAAUCAGAGCUGUCAACUGAACAGCUGUAUCCGUCCAGUAACUCUAGAGAUGGCCUGCCUUCUUCUUAAACAACUAGUCUUCAGUAACAUCAAAGCAAAGUGCUUCCUAGAGGACAGACACUUAGCCUGUGUAGAGGGUGCUAAGGAGGAGAGUGUUCUACUCCUAAGGACCUUCUACAAGGGAGAUGAACUCUUCUUAGAUAUGUUUGAUGAUGAAUAUCAAAGUAUGAAGAAACGUCCACUUAAUGUUGAGUAUCUGAUGAUGGAUGAAUCCAUUCUGCUGCCCCCUACUGGUACACCUUUGACAGGGAUAGACUUUACCAAGAGGCUGCCCUCUGGAGAGCUAGAGAGGACAAGGAGAGCAAUUCGAGCUUUCUUCCUGCUACGUGACCUCUCGCUGACCUUGCGUAACCUGGUAGAGACUAAGCUCCCUCUGAUCAAGCCUGAUCUACUGGUCAAGACUUCGGACAAGCUAGACCUCAAUAAUAGUGACCUGAUUGCCUGUUCUGUAAUAACCAAAGAUAAAAGUCCCCAGCGGGUCCGACGGUUCUUGGUGAUAGCCAUCCAUCAGCUUAUUCUGGUGGAGCCGGACAGCAAGAAACUAGGAUGGGGUGUGGCAAAGUUUGUUGGUCCUUUACAGGAUCUUGAGGUGACAGGUGAUAAAGAUGACAGUCGAUCCCUGCAUGUGACCGUCCACAAACGAUCCACCGCCUCCCCACAUGCCAGACCGGUGCCCCUUCUUGCUGCCCGUUUCCAGUUUGAUGAUCACAUCCGAUGCAUGGCAGCCAAGCAGAGAUUGACAAAAGGUCGUCAGAAGGCUCGUCAGGCUCAGAUGGCAUGUCUUGCCGAGCUUCUUGAGAUACCAGUCAGCCACCACACCGGCCUGUAUGGAUCCUCCUCGGCCAUCUCACAUCACCCCGGUAUGGCUAUUGCUGUGUCCAGCUCCAAGGGAGGAUCUAGUAGCCCAAGCACCGCAAGACACUUAUUAGGACAGGUGUAUGAAACAUAUAGACAACUUGGUAAAAAGUAAGUAGAAGGUGCAUUGGUGCUACAUUGUUAUCCAACCCACCUCACCACUUUCUUUGGGUGUGUUUAUGCUUCCAUUGCAGGGACAGAAUCAGCGUUUUCAAACGUCGAUUCAAA